This is a messenger RNA of Actinia tenebrosa (Australian red waratah sea anemone), 788 nucleotides long. RefSeq lists its product as uncharacterized. NCBI's taxonomy places the organism in Eukaryota, Metazoa, Cnidaria, Anthozoa, Actiniaria, Actiniidae. Gene Ontology annotation, biological process: proteolysis. Gene Ontology annotation, molecular function: metalloexopeptidase activity. The record is from RefSeq and is a predicted model, not a curated record.
UGAUCUCUGAACUUUGUCAUGAAGUCACACCCACAUGUACAUGCUCAUUUGUGCUUGCGCUCGAAGGAAAUCAGGAGUCUCUGCCAAACAGCUCUAAUAUAAAAGCUCUACCAUGCCGUGGAAACAAGUGCUUAUGUUUCUGCUUGGGCUACAAAGUUUCCAGGCUUGUUUUGCCAUCAGCCAAGAUGAAAGUGCCCGUUCAUAUCUCGAACGCUUCAACACCACACGUAACAAUCACGUGACUCCAGCACUAAAAACUGCAGCACGUGACUUCAUCGUGAAGACCUUCCAGGACUUUGGACUGGACACGUGGACAGAGGAAUUUGCGUCUAACCAGAAAAACUUUCCAGGAAUCAAUAUAAUCGGCCGUGUCAAUGGAAGGUACACUGGGACGAGUAAGGACAAGAUCCUUAUCAUCGCUACUCACUACGAUACGGUGCAAGGAACAAAUGGAGUAGAUGACAAUGGUUCUGGUAUGACGGCUUUGCUCCAGGCUCUAAGACAAUACAAGAGCUCAAAUUAUAUGAAGUGCUCUCAAAACUACACUUUGCUUUUCGUGGCUUUUGAUCUCGAGGAAGUUCAACAGUCUUGUCAAGCUGCACCGUGUCCAUGUAAAAGAGGAUUGCAGUGGCGGAUCCAGGGUUUUUCAAAACGGGGUCCAGAUCGGGGAAUAGAUUGCUAUGACGUCAUAUUGACGUCAUAUGAUGUCAAAGUAUUAAUUGUUUCGUUGCUUUUACCUACUAUAUAAGCGCUGUUAGUUUGAAUAAAAAUUAUAAAAUUUGUCUUAA